Messenger RNA from Galeopterus variegatus (Sunda flying lemur), 504 nucleotides. RefSeq names its product coiled-coil domain containing 3 (gene CCDC3). The annotation marks the transcript as partial. The record is from RefSeq and is a predicted model, not a curated record. Gene Ontology annotation, cellular component: extracellular region. NCBI's taxonomy places the organism in Eukaryota, Metazoa, Chordata, Mammalia, Dermoptera, Cynocephalidae. Gene Ontology annotation, biological process: negative regulation of gene expression. The transcript has 2 exons.
CCCGCGCCCGCCCGCGCCUGCCAGCUGCCCUCCGAGUGGAGGCCCCUGAGCGAGGGCUGCCGCGCCGAGCUGGCCGAGACCAUCGUGUACGCCCGGGUGCUGGCGCUGCACCCGGAGGCGCCCGGCCUCUACAACUACCUGCCCUGGCAGUACGAGGCCGGCCAGGGCGGCCUCCUCUACUCGGCCGAGGUCGAGAUGCUGUGCGACCAGGCGUGGGGCAGCAUGCUGGAGGUGCCCGCCGGCUCCAGGCUCAACCUCACCGGCCUGGGCUACUUCUCGUGCCACUCCCACACCGUGGUCCAGGACUACUCCUAUUUCUUCUUCCUCAGGAUGGAUGAAAAUUAUAACCUCUUGCCUCAUGGAGUCAAUUUCCAAGAUGCCAUAUUUCCAGACACUCAAGAGAACAGAAGGAUGUUUUCCAGCCUUUUCCAGUUUUCGAACUGUUCCCAAGGGCAGCAGCUGGUGACUUUCUCCAGUGACUGGGAGAUCCAGGAAGACAAUAGG